This is a messenger RNA of Aethina tumida (small hive beetle), 1264 nucleotides long. Its product is annotated as probable inactive peptidyl-prolyl cis-trans isomerase-like 6. Gene Ontology annotation, biological process: protein peptidyl-prolyl isomerization. Gene Ontology annotation, molecular function: peptidyl-prolyl cis-trans isomerase activity. Lineage: Eukaryota; Metazoa; Arthropoda; Insecta; Coleoptera; Nitidulidae. The record is from RefSeq and is a predicted model, not a curated record. The coding region runs from base 55 to 1224 and encodes 389 amino acids. The transcript has 6 exons.
CAGUGUCAAUUUUUCCAUUUUUUUUUUAAAUUUCUACAUUCUCGUACAAAAAAAAUGGAGGAAAAACCAAGAAAGUUUAUGAUUUGUGGCUUGUUUGUCAACAGUGGUUUUCAAAUGUGCAAAUUUCUUGUUAAUAAAUUGCACAAUUCGUAUCCGCAACAUUUUUCCAUACCGAUUGUUAGAGGAAUGCUGGAUGUACAGUGGGAUGAGUACAUACUGAAGAUGAAGCGAAAAUUGGGCGAAAACUUGUGGUGUUUAACUGGAAACGUUGUAGUUUUCUUGAAUGACGAAUUCGUUGGAGACGAAACUACACUUAUUAGUUUUUUAGCAAGCACAUAUAAAAUAAAUCUUACUUUUAACUGGCAUGAAAUAGGAAUUUGUGCUUUAAAAAAUCAUCUCUUAAGCAUCACCGACAAAUGCAGGCAAAUGGUAUAUUUUACAGUGACUAUCAACAGGAAAAACGUUGGUACAAUGCUAUUUGAAUUGUACAACGACUUGGUUCCAAUAACAUGUCAAAAUUUCUUGAGAAAAUGUGAAUCUAAAACUAACGAGGGUUAUCGAAAUAAGCAAAUACACAGGGUAGUGAAGCACAGUUUUAUUCAAUGCGGAGGCUUCUCUUGGCCGAGAAUGAACCAACGUUGUGAAAAUUAUUUCGUUUCCCACGACAAACGUGGCAUUUUGGGCAUGUGCAACAAACAGCGACACAACAACAACACUUCGCAAUUCUACAUCACUUUGGAACCCACAUUUUGGAUGGAUCGUCGGUUCGUUGCGUUUGGACAAUUGAUACAAGGCAAUCACGUUCUGAAGAAAAUCGAACAGGUGGCGACGAAGAAAGAAUCUCCACUUCCGGAGAUUUUAAUCAUCCGCAGUGGCGAGUACAAAGUGGAAGCAGGCAAAUACGAAUCGGAAUUGUACCAAAAAGAAACGAUCGAAGAUUUCAUGGAAACUAGUGAAAACGAUCUUGACAACAUAUUUUCGGAACCACCCUCCUGCAUCAACAUUAGCAAAAAGCAACACGGAUUUUAUGGAUUGAACACGGACGUCGUCAAGCACAAACUUGAGUUGCAAUCGAUAUUUUCUAGCUACAUGGCAAGAAUUUUGAAAAGACAAAGUUUGGGCGAAGGAGAGGAACACAGCUUCGACUUAGAGGCCUUUAAAAUUAAUCGUAUGGUGAACGAUCAGAGUAAUUCAAGUGAAUAUUCUUCGCUACUUACAUUAUGAUUUAUGUUAUAUUAAAUAAUAAUAUAUUAUUUUUGUUUAA